Messenger RNA from Poecilia reticulata (guppy), 6412 nucleotides. The record is from RefSeq and is a predicted model, not a curated record. Lineage: Eukaryota; Metazoa; Chordata; Actinopteri; Cyprinodontiformes; Poeciliidae.
AGCGGCUGGCGGCUGCGAUGCGCAUAUGUAUGCGGUCCGCCGCCUCAGCGCAUCACAGCGAGCCGCAGCUGACAGCUUUUCCAGGUUAGUCGGGCUGGAAACGGAGCAUUCAAGGAGAGAGAACAAGACCGGCCACAUUUCCAACAACCAGCCGUCAUCAUCCGCAUCCAGCCGAGAUAUAGAGGGUUUCUCUUUGCCUUCUUUCUCCUAGGCCCCCUUACCUACUGCAUCUUUUUUUCUUUUCUCUCUCUCUCUCUCUUUUAAAGGAAUAAUGAUGUUGAUGAUAUUCUAACGCACAGAUGACAGCAUAACCAGGGCGGUGAGCUGUCAAACACCCCACUGCAGCCUCUUUGUUGAGAAGGAUCUGUAGCUACAGUCUCUGGACAUGAAUUCGGCGGAACAGACGGUUACGUGGUUGAUCACGCUCGGGGUGCUGGAGUCGCCGAAGAAGACCAUCUCGGAUCCUGAAGCCUUCCUGCAGAGCUCCCUAAAGGAUGGGGUGGUUCUCUGUAAGCUGCUGGAGCGGCUCAGCCCGGGCUCCACGGAGAAAAUUUAUCCAGAACCGAAGAACGAUGGCGAGUGUCUGAGCAACAUAAAGGAGUUUCUCAAGGGCUGCACAUCGUUCCGCGUCGAGCCGUUCGAGGCCAGUGACCUUCUGCUGGGCCUGAACUUCUCCAAGGUGCUGAUCAGUCUGGUGGCCCUGAAYAAAGUCACUGCAGAUAUCGGCGUGGGGAGUGACUCAGUGUGCGCCCGACACUCUUCCGCCCACCGCAUCAAGUCGUUUGAGUCGCUGUCUUCUCAGGCUUCACUGGGCCGAUCCUCCAAGCUGCUGCAGAACCAGUUUCGAAGUCUGGACAUGUCAGAAAACAGCGGACAGCAGCUGCUGGUGAAGGCUCGCUUCAACUUCCAGCAGACCAAUGAGGAUGAGCUCACCUUCACCAAGGGUGACAUCAUCAGCGUGACCCGUCAGGAGGAGGGCGGCUGGUGGGAGGGGAUACUCAACGGCAAGACUGGGUGGUUUCCUAGCAACUAUGUGCGUGAAGUCAAAGGCUCUGAUAAACAAGUGUCCCCCAAGUCUGGCACCCUGAAGAGUCCACCGAAAGGCUUCGAUACUUCUGUGAUCAGCAAGACGUACUAUAACCUGGUGUUGCAGAACAUCUUGGAGACGGAGACUGAGUAUUCUAAGGACCUUCAAAGCCUCCUUACAAACUAUCUGCGACCUCUUCAAAACAUUGACAAGCUGAGCAGCUCCGACGUAGCUCUGAUUCUGGGGAACCUGGAGGAGAUCAGCACCUUCCAGCAGAUGCUGGUCCAGUCACUGGAGGAGUCUACAAAGUCAGUCCUCCCCCUCGCUGCGCUGAACACGUCAAGUUGCUUUUUAGCCAAAACUCCUCAGUUGCCAUAGGUUUACAGCUCUUUGAUGUUGAAUUGUGAGUUUACAGUAAAUCCCUUCUGUUUCUCCUCCAACUUAAGUGAAACUCUUCGGGACUUUAUGGAGGGCCACGGUGCAGUGUCUCCUGGGAUCCUCACCCUGACCACUGGCCUCAGUAAACCAUUCAUGAGGCUCGACAAAUACCCCACYUUACUCAAAGAGCUGGAGAGGCACAUGGAGGAGAAUCAUGCAGACCGACCAGAUAUUCUGAAGUGYAUGGGGUCUUUCAAGAACCUUUCAGCUCAGUGCCAGGAGGUGCGAAAACGAAAGGAGCUGGAGCUGCAGAUUCUCACGGAGACCAUCCGGCUGUGGGAGGGAGAUGACAUCAAGACGUUGGGCUCGGUGAUCUACAUGAGCCAGGUGUUGGUCCAGAGUCCUAUGUCUGAGGAGAAGAAUGAGCGCUACCUCAUGCUGUUUCCUCACGUCCUCCUCAUGCUGUCUGCUAGUCCUAGGAUGAGCGGUUUCAUAUUUCAGGGAAAGCUGCCUUUGACUGGCAUGAUCGUGACCAAACUAGAAGACUGUGAAGCCCAUAAAAAUGCCUUCGAGCUAAACGGCACCCUGUUUGACCGUCUCCAGGUAGUGUGUGCAAACCAGCAGGACCUGCAGGACUGGGUGGAGCACCUGACGAGACAGAUCAAGCACAGCGCCGCCACGGCCCCCAGCCACAAACCGCUCGCUGUCCCCUGCCACACGCUCCCAUCUCAUCCUCUCACCCCGUCCCGGCAUGCUGAGAGCAGGGCCAUGACUGUGGCGCCCACCUACCACACCCUGCCUCACCCGUCCUCUCAUGGGACGACCCACAGCACAAUGACAUGGGGCCCCCUGGAGCCACCAAACACCCCCAAACCMUGGAGCCUGAGCUGCCUGCGACCCGCGCCGCCGUUACGACCCUCCGCUGCACUCUGCUACAAAGAGGAUCUCAGUAAAAGUCCUAAGAGUGUGAARAAACUCCUUCCCAAACGCAAACCUGAGAGGAAACAGUCUGAAGAGGAAUUUGCUCUAAGGAAGAGUACAGCUGCUCUGGAAGAAGACGCCCAGAUCCUGAAAGUUAKUGAGGCGUACUGCACCAGCGCCAAAACCAGGCAGACUCUGAACUCCACAUGGCAGGGCACGGACCUGAUGCACAACCACGUGCUUGCCGACAUGGACCAGUCCUGCGUGGACUCGCCGGGCCGCCGCAGCAGCGUGUCUCGGCCAGAACUGAGCUCCGACCUGUCGGAGGACUCUGACUACGACUCCAUCUGGACCAGCCACAGUUACAGGAUGGGAUCAGUGCCCCGAAAGAGCUGCAUCUCCCAUCAGAACUAGAGAAUGUGCAGCGCCGCCAGGCUGUACUGUAACGUAUAGUGCGCUUGCCUCUUUUACCGUAGAUGUAUUAAAAAAAAUAGACUUUUUUUUAUUUAUCUAUUUUUUUUUUUUUUAUUCAUUUGGGUAAUUUAUUGCUUUAAUUUAUUUUUUGACGGCUUGUCUGAUGUUUUCAGCAUUUUUCCUGUUGCCUUUCCCUUUUUUGUGCCUCCUCUCUUUCUGUAGAUGUCAUGCAGUAAGUGUUAGCUAAUAAUUAUUGUUAAUUUAUCUUGAAUGUGACCACUCUCCUUGUUUGACCAUAAAUCUGGUGGACUCUGAGUGGAGAGAAUGGGGAUUUUGGUAUGUAGUUUAGGGGAGGGGGAUUUGUGGGUGGGGCAGGUGGGGACUUACGUUUUUUCCUGUCUGAUAUUCAGAUGCAAUUCAAGAAUGAGUGUCUUCAAUUUACCAUAAAUUUGUUAUUUUUUGGCAUGUGGUUUUUGGGGUACGCAUGCUCAAACAUAGCACAGAUUGCUAAACAGGCACACACACACGCACAUACGCGCGCGCACACACACACACACACACACACACACGUCGUUAGGCACAAAUGCCUCUGCUGUCUGCAGAAUAAAGCAGUGUGCAAAUUCUGAUUCUUAACAUUUUACAUUUAGUCUUUCAUGAUUCAAUGUUUAACCAAUAUUUCAACCCUUUGGGAGAAUAAAAAUAUAUGUAAAACAAACAAAAACUACUAUAGGAACAAGCAGACUUUGUCAACUGAAUCUGUAGCCAAACAUAAAACAGUGACUCAGUCUUAUCAUUUCUUUCAUGACACUUUCCACCAGGGUACUCAGGGACAUCCUGGACAUUAAACUGACAUUAAACGCUAAAACUCAGUUUAAAUUGGUAUCCUUAAAUUCGGGACCAGUGAAUUUCUUGAUUAAUUAUCAGUGAAAUAAGACCUGCUGAGAUCUGGCACUGACGUCUGUCCUGCACAGUUUGAUCUCAUUUGGAAAACACAGAAUAACGGUCUGAAUGCAUUAAAGGCACAUUGAGACUAAGGAUUGGUUUGCAAUGAUUUGAAUACUCUUUGAAACUUUUUCUGCAUUUUUUUCACUUUGCAAUUGAUAGUAGAACAGCAUAAAUAAAUACAUUUGUUGACAUAUUAUGGUGACCAUAAGAGGUGGUCUAGGAGAUGUUAAUCUGCAUUAUUUCUGCAAUGGGAACGUUGAAGGACCACCAAGUUGUAAAUUCCCUUUAAAUGGGCAGCUUUAUGUAAAAUCAACUUUUUUGAGGUUUACGUCAAUUUCUAAUAUUCCCUCAUCAAAAGCAUGCAUGGAGUGUUGCUUUGCUUCUUUCAUGAAUGUUUAAAGAAUCCAUGAAUCUCCAUAGCAGCCAUUUAGGGAUACCUAAGCACUUGCUCUCACACAGCAUUGCCAAUCUCCUCUUUGGAGAUUUGGGUCGAGCUUUCGCCCCGCUAAGCGCACCAGUCCUGCGUUUCCCCCACUUAGCUCCUCCAGACUAGUGGCGGCAGCCAUUAGCAAACACCUGGUGGCACUGCCAAUCUGCUGAGCUCAUCAUAUGAACUACUUCUCAGUCUAUGAACGGUAAACUGACAUAAUGGAGAAAUGUGAAGACUUGCUGAAAGUGGAGUGUUGGGAAGAGUGGGAAAUUUUUAAAGAGACGGAGGCCAAUUUCAUGGCAUCAAAGUUAAUUUUUUUUUAUAUCAUGUUUGGUAUACACAGCCCUUAUAUAACAACUGAAGGAAACAUGGUUCUUUGAUUGUGCUAUAAAAUUACACUAUGUGCCUGGAAUAUACAUUAUGCUGCCCAUUUAUUUGCUGGGCUUUUACCAUCUUAAAAAGAAAAUUUAUUUAAGAAACAAAAUUAAGUAAAAUCACGAUGGUUGACUAAUUUAAAGCAGCUGAACAGGUUUUGUUGUUUUAAAAGUUUAAAUUAAUUUCUCCUUGGAAUACAUGUCUGUUAAGGAGAUGGUUAUGUCUGGACUCAGUGCAUUAGGACAACACUAGUUAAGUUUUCACUGCUUUCAAACUUCAGCAGUGGUUUUCUUCUUGCCACUUUUCUGUAAAGGACAGAUUUGUGAACUGCAAGACAUCUCAACCAAUGUUCCCACUUGAGCUGUGAAUCUCUGCAGUUCUUUCAGAUUUACAAUGAAGUCUUGAUAAAAUAUUGUAAAAUGUAUGGUUGCAAAGUGAAAAAAGAGGAAGAGCCUAAGGAGUAUGAAAACUUUUGCAACACAUUGCAUUUGAUUACCGCUUAUCUAUUAAAAUACAUCCUGAAAUUUAAUCUCUGAGCUUUAGAGAGAAGUAAUUCCAUAAAACUGAAAUUUUGUAUUUGCAGCUAAAGGUGAAGCUUGAACUGAACUUUUCUUUUGUCAUUGAUGGUAUAGCUGAUAAUAGAUGGUGUCUGUAAAUGCUGUUGUUUGAGAUUACCCUUAUAACUUUGAGUAUGAAAGUAAAAACAUAGCUUAAACCAGUCAGAACAAGAUCAUCAAGCAAACUAGCACCURUGGUGAUGCCUAAUCAACUCUCCCUACUGUUGCCAGCUUGUGAGGCUUCCCAUUCUUUCUCACAUUAAUACCUAUUUUUAUGAAGAAGUAUUUUUCCAGUAUCGUUAUGAAAAGUACAACUCUACAUCCUCUUACAGUGGGCAAAAAGAAUGACGUAUGGAAUAUAUAUAUAUGGGUCCAUGUUGCAAGUGUUUAUAAAAUGAUUUCUUUACAGUAUGUAUAAUUUUGUACACAUUUUAGUAUCCCCCCCCCCCACUUAUCUGUUGAUUUAAAAUUGUAUAUCAAUGUUUACAAAAUAAUCUCUGGAAGAAUAUUGUUCCCCAUUUCAUUUGGUUUGUAUCGGAAUUUACAAUUACUACUGAAAUGUUUUAAUUAUUUUGCACAAUCAUGUURUGGGCAAACGGGAGUGGGGGUGUGGACUCAAUGAAAUUCUGUACUAUUUAGUGUCUACYAAGACUCUGUAUAAUAUAAUCUUAAAGCUAGACUUAAGUAUUCAGUGUAAUUGUAAAGUGAAUACUCAUUUGUAGUGUAAAUGCUCACCUUCAGUGGUUGGAUGACGUUGAAGGACAAAAAAAAUAGAACAAAACAAAAGAAACAAAGGCGGAGUUAAUCUACUUCAACUUCAGAAUGCUGUUAGAGUGGACUUGGCAUAUAAAGAGCACAUAAUGUCCCCUUUUUUUGUAAAUACUAGUUGUCUUGCUGCCAGAAAAAAAAAAGAUCUAGGAAUAUGGCUGUCCUAUCAUGUGCUGAACUUUGUGACAGGUGUAUUCUGUGGUUUAACAAGUCAAACUCUUGGACAGACAGGGUGAAAAAAAAAAACUGUCUUUAACCAACAUCGUUCUCUGUCUGCUCUAAUGUUGCAUUCAAGUCACACAUCUGACCGUGUCCUUUUUCGUUUUUCUUUUUUUUUAAAGCAGCCUUCAGUGUAUUUGUUCUACACUGCUGAAGUGUUCAAAGUCCCAAAUGCUGUAUUAUGAGUUUUAAUAAAUCUAUYAGUUGAUAGAAGCUGUCGUUCUGUUGCUUCGUGGAGCCGAUCUGAUUGUGUCCGAAAGCUUUCGCUAACUUUUCAUGCCUUUUACUUUCUUCUGAGUCUUGUUUUUCUGUCGUGACUAACACACCUAGUACUAACCUCCUGUCUGUACCUACAAUAAAAAGUCCACACUGCCUUUA